AUGGAUGCCCUUUACGCUGCUCAGAACAAGGUCAAGAAGGAUCUUGGCCUCUCUAAGACCAAAGUUAUCCACAACCAGAAUUACAAGCGUCACGGUACCAAGUCCUACGUCCACGCGUUGAACCGUUUUGGGUUUCAACCUACUUUACCAGGCCCCUAUUUUCAUAUCGACAAAGUUAGACAGCAUGGCCUUCUCCCCGAAGAACUAAAGGGGGUUCUUGGUGGUACCGUACACACACAGAGGACCCUAGUCAAGAAAGGUAAACCUGAAGACGCGAUCAGACUACAGAAGUCACUGCAGAGGAUAACAAAACGACUCCAUGUAUAUCUGCGAGGUAAAAUCGGCACCCCACCCCAGAAACUGUUACUUGACUUCGAUACCGGCUCUGCUGAUACUUGGGUUCGUUCGACUCUUCAACACAAGUCUGACUUGACUAAACACAACGCCUUCGACCCCAAGAAGUCCGAGUCCUUCAAGAAACUCCCUGGAAAGAGUUGGAAGAUCCAGUACGGAGAUGGCUCAACAGCAUCCGGUGACUGCGGCAGCGACACACUUGUCAUUGGUGGCCUGGCCGUCAAGAAUCAGACGAUCGAGUGUGCCACCAAGCUAUCCAAACAGUUCUCCCAGGGCACCAGCGACGGUCUCCUUGGUCUCGCCUGGAGCAAGAUCAACACAGUCACAGACUCCGGCGAGGCUGACCCCCAAGCCACUCCCGUCGAGAACAUGAUCAAGCAGGAUGACAUCCCUAAGGAGUCUAAGCUCUUCACAACUGCUUUCUAUAGUUCACGUGAUAAAGACCCCGACUCGUUUUACACAUUUGGAUUCAUCGACGAAGACCUCGUCAAAAAGACCGGCCACGAUAUCCACUGGACGGAAGUCGACAAUUCUGAAGGGUUCUGGUCUGUCUCAUCUGAAUCCUACACUAUCAACGGCGAGAGCGUCGACCUCAGCGGUAACACUGCCAUCGCUGAUACCGGCACCACGCUGGCACUAGUAUCAGAUGAAGUCGCUAAGAAGAUCUACGAUCAGAUCCCCGGUGCGACCUACGAUUGGCUCAACCAAGGCUACAUCUUCCCGAUCGACGUCAAGGCGGACGACAUACCCGAGGUCAAGGUGGCCGUUGGCGAUAAGGAAUAUUUAAUUCAGAAAGAGGACUUGGCUUUCGCUCUAACUGACGACAAGAAGUACUGGUACGGGGGUAUUCAAAGCCGUGGCAUGAUGCCCUUUGAUAUCCUCGGCGAUACAUUCUUGAAGAGUGUCUAUGCUGUCUGGGACCAAGGAAAUCGGCGUCUUGGUCUAGUCCCCAAGAUCGAAGAAGUACAGAACCUCGAACCGCCACCUGAUAGCGAUGACGACGAUGGCGGUGAAAAGAAAUGGGUUACCAGCAUCGAUCUCCUCUCAAAAGAUGAAAUCCAGCCAGAAAGCGAGCCCCAGUAG
Molecule: messenger RNA, 1437 nt
Organism: Daldinia childiae
Lineage: Eukaryota; Fungi; Ascomycota; Sordariomycetes; Xylariales; Hypoxylaceae
Product: Aspartic protease pep1
Exons: 3
Coding region: 1-1437 (478 amino acids)
Biological process (GO): proteolysis
Molecular function (GO): aspartic-type endopeptidase activity
Source: RefSeq, a predicted model, not a curated record